This is a messenger RNA of Phaedon cochleariae (mustard beetle), 1396 nucleotides long. Lineage: Eukaryota; Metazoa; Arthropoda; Insecta; Coleoptera; Chrysomelidae. The record is from the annotation of a GenBank genome assembly.
AUAACAGUUAGUCACCUACUUUUAUCUGAUUGUUUAUUGAAAAUACGAUUUAUGAUUGCACACGGCAUUCGAAAGUGUAUGUAACCAUUAUAGUAUUGGGUAUAUUGUUCCAUAAUAAAGGUGCUGGGAUGGAAAAGCAUGAAAAUAGUGAUAUUCUCAGUUGGAUAGAGCAGUCUGUGGAGCAUGAACAUUUUGUGAAACAGGAAAUAGUAUUGACAGGUACAACUGGAAAAACAGAGGGAUACUCAGGUGACAUAGUUUUUGCUAAAGUCAUUGGUGUAGACACAGUAGGAAAUAAUAGAGAAGUUGAUUUGGCUAUCAAGAUAGCAACACAGAACAAAAUUCUAAGGGAACAAUUAUCUAACUUGAUGGAGGAAUGCUAUCAGCGGGAAAUUUAUGUAUACGAGAAAAUUUUUCCAGCGUUCGAAAAAUUUCAAGAAGAGAGAAAAAUUAUCGACCGUUUCAAUGCUGUCCCAAAGUGCUACAGAACUUUUUUGUCUGAAGUGAUUGUUCUGGAAAAUUUAAGAACACAGGGUUACAAGCUUCAUAAUAAAGGUAUACCAAUGAACCUUCAGCAUAUCGAAUUAGUAUUGAGCAACUACGCCAAGUUGCAUGCCCUGUCUUUUGCCUUCCGGGAUCAGAAAGCUGAGGAGUACAAUAUAUUGACUUCCAGUUACUAUCGGCACAGUAUACAAAUGAUCGAGCAAAUUUCCGAGAUUUUCAAAAAUGCCAAGUCGAAUGUGGUCAAGCAUCUAAAUGAGGUAUCAAGAAUGGAUCUAGCUGAAAAAUACAAGGAGGUUUUAGAAAACAAUAGUAUUUUAGAUAUUUUGAAGGAUGAAGUUGAACAUGUAGUCAUCACUCACGGCGAUUGUCACAAUAACAACUUCAUUUUUCAAUAUGAGGAGGACGAUGAACGUAACCCAACCAAAGUGGCCAUUUUGGAUUGGCAAAUUUCAAUUCAACAUUCACCAGUCAUGGACGUGUCCUAUUUUCUUUAUGCGGUGGCCGGAGAAAAUCUUUACAAACUUCCAGAUUUGUUGAAAUUUUACCAUUCAAGACUUACAAAUCACGCGAAAGAAAUGGGGACAGAUUUGAGAACGAUAUACCCUUUCACAUCUUUAAUAGAAGAUUGGAGAAAAUACUCCUUCUACGGAUUUGCUUUCAUAACAGCUUUUCUUGAAAUCUCUUUCGUCACAGAAGAAGAAACGCCAAAUUUGGAUGAUAUUAAAGAUUUCACCCAGAUGUUCUGUGAUAGGAAGAUUGAAAAUCGUGACGAGUAUUUGAAAAGGUUGAUUGAAAUUGUUGAUCAGUAUUGUAAUCACCAAAUAUGAUGUUCCAUUGAAACAAAAGUGUAAACCGGAUGAUGAUAAUUAAAACUUAUUUUUUAUGCAAUCCU